Podarcis lilfordi (Lilford's wall lizard) is the source of this 5998-nucleotide messenger RNA. Lineage: Eukaryota; Metazoa; Chordata; Lepidosauria; Squamata; Lacertidae. The record is from the annotation of a GenBank genome assembly.
AUGUCCUGUUUACUCAGUGGUCACUUGGGGCUUACUUUCGAGUAAGUGUGGCAGGGUCGAGGAACCAAGCAAGGUUACGGGAAAGCUCAGCCGUGCUGUCAUUUCGAUCCAUUUGGCGGCGGAGAGGGAUCAGUCAGAGGACACGCAUCGGGGGCUGCCGGGAACAGUUCCCACGUCUGGGCAGACGACUUUCCCGGGCGGGAGAGGCGUUGUCACCAUUCCGUUGCCCGGGGGCACCAUGCACGACAGCGCGCAUCGAGCCGUCGGGGUGAUUUCCUGCUGGCACAUUGGGGGGGGGGGCGACAGAGGGGCGCCACAUCCUCGCUACUGGACCUAGAGUGGGCUGGCAGGGACUGGAAGGCAAAGACUUCCGAGGGAAGGUUUCUCACUGGAUGCUUUGAAAUUCCUGCCUUGCUGGGGGGGGGUUGGACUAGAUGCCUCCUGGUGUCCCCUUUCAACACUAGGGUUGGGCAUUCAGAAAAACCCCACCUGCCUUAUCGCCCCGCUUCCCGGGGGCCACGUGCUGCCCCUGCCAGCUCGGGCAUGCCCUCCCGAGGAGCGGGGGGCGGGGAGGCGGGCCCGCCCCGUCCAGCCCUGGGGCGCGUAGUUUUCUCCGCCGCGGCCGCCGCAGCCCAGCCAGGCGAGGGGACUACACUUCCCGGCGUGCCGCGCGGCUCGACGCCAGCUAUAAAAGGCCGCCCCGGACACGUUGCCUUCGGAGAGCGCGGUGCGGAUCAGUUCGAGGGCUGCAGACAGUUGAAGGUAGCGCGGAGAAAGAGGGGCGGUGGCCGGAGCUUUGUGUCCGGGGCUGUGCCGUCGAGGGGCGCGUGGCGGGCGGGGGGGUUGCAAAGCCCGGGGAGGGGGCGCUCCUUGCUUUGAUCUUCCUGGGCGCGGGUGGGAUCCCUUGGGGCGGGCGCGUUAUGGCGAGGGAGGGGGGCGGCAUGCGCAUGCUUCCGAAAUGCUUGGCCGACGGGGACCUGGAUGGAUGCACGGGGGAUUAAGCAUCUCCCUUGCUCCUGCGAGGUGCAGGAUCCCGUGGGUGUGUCCGGCGAAUUCGGUGCAUGCCAAAUUCGGUGCAUGCCUGUUUUGCAGUUUGGGUUGGGACCCCAUCGCGGUAAACGAUGGUUUGGGGGCCAUCGAACACUUGCGCUGCUGUUUGGAGGGAGAGAAACCCGAGCUCGCGUUCAGACGACCAAACUGACUCGCAUCAGCUGUCGGGCAACGGGAGCAGCCAGGGAGGAGGAACGGUGCAGAACUUUCGAACAACACGCACCUUGAACAAUAGGUUUCCUUGAAAAAAAAAAUCUCCAGUAUGUUGCUUCCUGCCUGAUAACGCUUGUAAUAGUACGAUGACUUAACUAUGUCAAUAGUAAGGGGAGAGAUAUUGUGUUGCACAGUACAUAAUGGCUUUUUCCACCUGCCUUGCCCCACCCUCCAGGCCUAGGAGCCUUCACAGAAUCAUAGGGUUGGAAGGGACCCAGGGGUCAUCUAGUCCAACCCCCUGCAAUGCAGGUAUCGCAACUAAAGCAUCCAUGACAGGUGGCCGCACAACUCUGCUUUAAAACCUCCUAGGAGAGGUCUACAACCUCUCAGAGAGUCUGUUCCACUAGCAAACAGCUCUUACUGUCAGAAAGUUCUGAUGUCCUUUCUUGUCACUUGAAGCCCUUGGUGCGAGUCCUGCCCUCCAGAGCAGGAAAAAGAGAGCCGUUUCCAGUGGAAAAAAACUGAGGGGGGAGAGACUCUGUUUGCCUUUGUGGGUGUUUGAUUUCACCUGUGCUGCCCCUCCUUCAAAAGGGAGUUGCUACCUUGGCAGGGCACUGAGUUUAUGUGUAUUUUAUCGAGCUCAAUAGAACGAAAUAUGAGUCAUAGGGGCAUGGAGAGUGUAUGUAUUGACUUAACAGUACUUAGUCUUAAUUAAUUCUAACAUUGCUUUAUAGAUUAUAAAUGCUGUCUCAAUUUGUUCAUUACAUAUGUUCUAUUACAUUUAUCAUGCUGGUUAUUUGUAAGCCACUUUGGGAUUCCUUUGAAUGAAAAACAGCAAAUAAAAAACGUUUUGUGCAAGGCUGCCGCUGGCAGCCGGAGCGACAAGGGCACAAGGCUAUUAAAUAUAGGGGCUUUGUGGACCAGCUGCAGCCUCACACCGUGGCUGGCAAAAAACCAGCUGCACCAAUAUAAGAUGGGGGGGCACACCUUACGGUACGCAUGAAAAGGAUCUAGGGUUUUAGCGGACCACAAGCUUAACAUGUGCCAGCAGUGUGAUGCAGCAGCAAAAAAAGCAAAUGCUGCAUCAACAGAAGUAUAAUUUCCAGAUCAAGGGAAGUAAUAUUGCUGCUCUAUUCGGCACACCUGGAAUGCUGUGUCCAGUUCUGGGCGCCACAAUUUAAAAAGGAUGUUGACAAGCUGGAACAUGUGCAGAGGAGGGCAACCAAGAUGAUCAAGUGAGGAACAGUUGAAGGAGCAGUUUAUGUUUCGCCUGAGGGUUGAAGGGGAGAUUGAGAGGAGAUAGGACACCCAUCUUCAAAUAUCUCAAGGGCUGUCAUGUGGAAGAGGGAACAAGCUUGUUUUCUCCUGCUCUGGAGGGUAGGACUCGAAGCAGUGGCUCCAUGCUCCAUGAAAGGAUAUUCCUAAACAUCAGGAAGAACUUUCUGACAGCGAGAGCUGCUUGACAGUGGAACGAACUCCCUUGGGCUCUGCCUCCUUGGAGGUUUUUAAGCAGAGGUUGGGUGGUCGUCUGUACGAUCUAGUUGAGAUUUGUGGACUGUGAGGAGUUGGACUCUAGGGGUCCCUUCCAACUCUACAAUUCUAUGAUUUCAAAUUAUGUUGGAUGUUUUAUGCCCUUUAAGAACAAAUGUGCCGGGUGUUUGCGUGCACUAGUGCAUGUCUUAUCUAAAUGGGGGGUGCCAAGCCCAAGGGUCAGCAAACUUUUUCAGCAGGGGGCCGGUCCACUGUCCCUCAGACCUUGUGGGGGGGCCAGACUAGAUUUUGAAAAGGAAAACUGAACGAAUUCCUAUGCCCCACAAAUAACCCAGAGAUGCAUUUUAAAUACAGUGGUACCUCGGGUUACAUAGGCUUCAGGUUACAUAUGCUUCAGGUUACAGACUCCGCUAACCCAGAAAUACUACCUCAGGCUAAGAACUUUGCUUCAAGAUGAGAACAGAAAUUGCGCGGCGGCAGCGGGAGGCCCCAUUAGCUAAAGUGGUGCUUCAGGUUAAGAACAGUUUCAGGUUAAGAACGGACCUCUGGAAUAAAUUAAGUUCUUAACCUGAGGUACCACUUUAAAGGCACAUAUUCUACUCAUGUAAAAACACCAGGCAGGCCCCACAAAUAACCCAGAGAUGCAUUUUAAAUAAAAGGACACGUUCUACUCAUGUAAAAACACUCUGAUUCCCAGACCGUCUGCGGGCUGGAUUUAGAAGGCAAUUGGGCUGGAUCUGGCCCCCGGGCCUUAGUUUGCCUACCCCUGCCCAAGCCUUUGACCCGGGUGAAAUAAAGCCUAGGUUUUUGUGUGUGUGUGUGUGUGUGUGUGUGUGUGUGUGUAGUGGGGGGUUGCCUUUCCCUCUGCUGUUUGGGUGCUGCCUCUCCCCCCACCCCACCCUUAACGGAAGUGUCUGUGCUUUCUUGCAGUUCUCAAGUUGUCGUCUCGCUUCCCUGUGGCCAAGAUGUGUGACAAACCCGACCUCUCCGAAGUGGAGAAGUUUGAUAAGAAGAAGCUCAAGAAAACCAACACGGAGGAGAAGAACACGCUUCCUUCGCAGGAGAGUAAGUGUUUCCUGGGACGGAGCCUUCCCUGGGACUCUGGUUUCCCUAAGCUCUGCAACUUGGGGAAGGGCAAACUUGACCCACGGCUUGGCGGGGCAGCUGGUUGCAGCUUCAAGCAAGAGCCCACGCAGCUCGCCCAGUUCACUGGCAUCUCCGGGGGGUGGGCAAGAGAGGUCCCUGCCUGAAACCACGGAGAGUGUAGGCAAUACUGAACAGGGUCUGACCAGAGUCUGGUGCUGCUAGGAAAGCCCAGGGCAGACUGGUGCUGCUUGAAAGUCCCACAGAAACGCCUUGACUUCCUGACCCUUGGCCGGGCUUGUUCUGCAUUCAGCGGCCCCACCCCUGGGAUUGGCGCUCCGGAUAAAACUGGAUUCCUCUUUCCUCUACUUCUGGUUCCUGGCAAGGAAGGAGGAGUAUCCUGUGGCAGCAGAGGGGCUGCUGCUGCUGCUACUGCUUUCUGUCGACAUCAUCCAACAGGAAUCUGGGCUGAGCUGAGCAUGUCUGGGCAUCUCAGGGCCCCACCUGAAAAAGAGUUUUUGCACUCGGCUGGCUGGCUGAGUGAGGCCUCCAUGCCCCCGAAGACCCACUUUUUAUUAGUAGUAGUGUUUUUUAAAAGGAAUUUCAGGUAUUCGAAAUAAGUGAUGAAAGAAAAUGGGGCUGGGGGAGUACAAAUGAUACAAUAAGAAAUGUAUAGUGUAAUUCAGGGGUCAGCAGACUUUUUCAGCAGGGGGCCGGUCCACUGUCCCUCAGACCUUGUGGGGGGCCGGACUAUACUGUAUUUUGAAAAAAAAAUAUAUGAACGAAUUCCUAUGCCCCACAAAUAACCCAGAGAUGCAUUUUAAAUAAUAGCACACAUUCUACUCAUGUAAAAACACCAGGCAGGCCCCACAAAUAACCCAAAUAAAAGGCCACAUUCUACUCACACUGAUUCCCGGACUGUCCACGGGCUGGAUUUAGAAGGCAAUUGGGCCAGAUCUGGCCCCCGGGCCUUAGUUUGCCUACCCAUGGUAUAAUCCAAUGUGUAGAAUCGGUUACAUUUCAAUACAUUAUUAUAUAAUAAUGUCCUAAUACGUACAUGAUUAUUAGUAACACAUUAUAUGCUGUAUAAGCUCGUACCAAAUGUCAAUAUAUUCAUCCAAAGUCUACAUCUAUAAGCAAUCCAUUCAUAUGUUUGAAACACAGGUAUAUAAACUGCAGUUGCGAUAUAAGGGAUUGAUAUUUGGACUGGAGCAUAAUUGAAAUGAGUAAGAUUUUGGAAUGCAGAAACAAAGAAAAUGAUCAAGCCAUUAAUACUAGCAUGUGGGGGAGGUACCUAAAUUGUAUAAGUUAGCAUCACAGUGAUUAGUAUUAUUAAUUGUAUUAUAAUUUCGCAUUGUUAUAAUGAGGCUAUUAUUGGAUUGUUGUAAUUGAAAACUAAUAAAAAUUAUUAUCAAGGUUAAUAAUCUAGUUUACGGUCGCCCCAAUGUCUAGGUGCCAUUUUCCCCGCCUAGAGGAGUUUCAUUACUAUUAUUCAUUUCACUUCCGUACUGCUUUAUAAUUUUAAGAAAAAAAUCGCCGAACCAUAUUUAUUUACCUACUUAACUUACAAAGCUGCCCCAUAGCAGAAGUACUCUAGGAAGCCAGUGUGGUGGAGUGGUUAUCGAGUGGGAGAUCAGGGUUCAAGUCCCCACUCAGUCAUGAAGCUCACAGCCUCUUAAGGAAUCUCCAUGUAGUCGCAAUUGGACCCAUUCCAGUCGCAAAACACGCCUGGGUAAUGUUUAAUACUUGCCAGAGCCCUAAUAGUUCCUCCUUCUCUUUCAGCCAUCGAACAGGAGAAGGAAUCUGCGAAGUGCUCAUAGAGAAGGCCUCUCCGCAUGGAAACAUCCACGUUCUUCCUCCCUUUUUUUAAUUGAGUGAGGUGUUUUUGUAAUAUGAUGAUGUCUGUUGUGUAUAUUGAGCAACGCAACCUCCUCUUUAGCUGCUUCGGGGGGCCUUGAAGACCUGCCCCCUCCCCAUUUCUUCCUGGGCCGCUUCCUGUUUUGGGGCUGCCAAAGGGGUGGGCAAAGGAUGCCAAGAAAGAAAAGAGUUCAGGGGCUCACGGGCCCCCCCCGCAAACCCCUCUCCUUCCUCUUCCCACACGCAGCAGCUCCACAAAGUGCCACUGCCUCAAACCUCUUUCAGCAGCUUUCCUCAAUUUGUUUUUCCUACAAAUGAAAUGGAGAAAUACCUGUGAAAAAUAAAUGAACAUGAACUCCUUCAA